This is a messenger RNA of Cucumis melo (muskmelon), 1493 nucleotides long. RefSeq lists its product as uncharacterized. Lineage: Eukaryota; Viridiplantae; Streptophyta; Magnoliopsida; Cucurbitales; Cucurbitaceae. Gene Ontology annotation, molecular function: polyubiquitin modification-dependent protein binding. Gene Ontology annotation, cellular component: VCP-NPL4-UFD1 AAA ATPase complex. Bases 240 to 1235 code for a protein of 331 amino acids. The transcript has 11 exons. The record is from RefSeq and is a predicted model, not a curated record.
ACAUUACGAAUUCGAGCACCUUCUUUGCUUACGAUCAUAUUCGGGUUUCCAAAUCCGCAAAAUCGGACGCUCAUCAUCGAAACCGAUCAAUACUCUCUCCCCUUCGUUCUUCCUCCCACCGUCGAUCGUUUCAUCGGCCACUCAUCGCUCCGUUCAUCUCAUCUCUGUUCUUCACCAUUCGAUUUGGAGCCUUUAAGAGGUUGAUUAUCCGUUGAGGCACUCUAUACAGGCUGUACAAAAUGUAUUUUGAUGGGUAUGGAUAUCGUGGAACAUCAUUUGAGCAAAGUUAUCAAUGUUUCUCUACAUCAUUUAUUGAUAAGCCACACCUUGAAACUGGAGAUAGAAUUAUAAUGCCUCCAUCAGCCCUUGAUCGCCUUGCUUCUUUACAAAUUGAUUAUCCAAUGUUAUUUGAGCUACGAAAUGAUGCUGUUGAGCGAGUCUCUCAUUGUGGGGUUUUGGAGUUUGUUGCAGAAGAAGGCAUGAUUUACAUGCCUUAUUGGAUGAUGGAGAACAUGCUUUUACAAGAAGGAGACCUAGUGCGAGUGAAAAAUGUCCCCCUUCCAAAGGGAACCUAUGUUAAAUUACAACCACACACAAAGGACUUUUUGGAUAUCUCGAAUCCCAAAGCAAUCUUAGAGACAACACUUAGGAAUUUCUCCUGCCUCACCACUGGAGACAGUAUUAUGGUGGCAUAUAACAACAAGAAAUAUUACAUUGACAUAGUCGAAACGAAGCCAUCCAAUGCAAUAAGUAUCAUUGAGACAGAUUGUGAGGUGGAUUUUGCACCUCCCCUGGAUUACAAAGAACCAGAGAAACCUGUUGCACCCACAAAAGGGAAGGAACAAGUUGCAGAAGCUCCAGAUGCCGAAGCAGAACCCAAAUUUAGUGCUUUCACAGGAACAGGAAGACGUUUGGAUGGUAAAUCAUCAAAUCACCAGCCUCAGCCAAUUUCAUCUUCUAGGUCAGGUGAUGCGAAGCAAUCGGGUGGUAGAAGCAGAUAUGGCCAUUCACAACAGUCUGCUGGAUCUAGCUCAGUGAACGGAGCUCAUCAGUCUCAGGGAAAGUUGGUAUUUGGACAAAAUGCUAAUCGGAAUCCUAAAGAGACUCCAAAGGAGGCUUCAAGAGAGAAUAAAAAGGAUCAGGCUGAAAAGGAAGACCCCAAAUUCCAACCUUUUACUGGGAAAAGAUAUACAGUCAAGUCUUGCCGAUAUAUAGUAAGGAAGAGAGAGAGAUAGAGAGAGAGAGUUGAGUAAGUCUAGAAGAAGCACAUACCAUAGUAACCAACAGCUGUUGCGCUAACCAAAACCGUAGGGCGAGCUGCAUCCGGUGCGUCAUUGAUUAAGCUUACAACCUUCACAUUAGUUAAGUAACUAAGUAGACGAGGUAUAUUAAAUAUUGCGACAUAUCAGUUUUUUUGCUUCUGUAAGCUAGAAAAGGAAAAAGUCCUUAAAACUGUUUGCAGUAUUCUAAUAGUUAAGUUGGAUAAAUUUUUA